GGAGAAAAAUCUGGCUAUUUGGAUAUGGCCCUUCCUAGCGCGAGCUACUGCUUGUGGCGAAGACCGCCUUUGCUCUCGCCGCCGCAGCCACCGCUGACGCUUCCCCCUCCUUCUCGACGACACAGGCUUUGUGCCUGCACCGCUCGAUCGUCUCUAUCUCCUGUUCAACAAACCAUUUCGGGCAUCGAGAACUCCGGCAUCAUCGCUUGCCUUCGCGCCAAUAGGUCUCUCUCUCUCUCUCUCUCGAUCGGCACGAUUUUGCUCAAUGUGUUUUUGAAUCUUACUCGGAGCCGGUGUGAAUGUGUGAUUGAUAGUCCGGAGCUGGCAUUUGAAGCUGCCUGCGCUGCGCUUGGAGCUGGCAUUACGGUUCUGGAAGUAGUCAGGUCCACCCCUGGUGUGUUUGAGGUUUUGCGUUGGCUGAUCGAAGAUCACCCUACAGCAACCCUCGGAGUUGGGACCAUUUUGAAUGCUGAGGAUGCUCAAAAUGCAAUAGUUGCCGGAGCCAAGUUCCUGAUGAGUCCUGCAAUGGUUAAGGACAUUUUGUCUGACUCACAAGAUUGUGGAGUCCUAUACAUCCCUGGAGUGAUGACCCCCACAGAAAUAUUGUCUGCAUAUGAUGCUGGUGCCAAGAUUGUGAAGGUAUACCCUGUUUCAACAUUAGGUGGAACUCACUACAUAUCAGCACUUAAGAAGCCUUUUCCUCACAUUCGCAUGGUUGCUUCUCAAGGCAUUCCAAGAGGGUUAGCUGGGGAAUACAUUGCUAAAGGAGCAUCCGCAGUUGUCCUCUCAGAUGCCAUAUUCUCUAAAAGCGCAAUGGCUCAAUGCAAUCUCAGUGAAAUAUCUAAAUUUGCUCACAUUGCAGCCUUGCAGGGCAGGGAAGCUGUCGAUCGGAGGAAAAGAUGCUUGGAAUAGGAAGUUUGUUGCCUAUGCAUCACCUCUAGGGGUAUGAAGGACUUGAGGAAUGUUCAUAUGCCUGAUGGGCACUGAAAUUUCAGGUGCACCUUGCGUCGGUGGAGUGCAUUUUCUUGCUGGACAGAGUGGUCGUUCGGUGAUCGAUCUCUUGUGACUGUGAUGCAAUUUUGUACAGUCACUCGUUACAAUCAAUCGAUGGUUGUCCUAAGGAUGACUCAAGUGGCAUUCAAAUGCUUUCCCAAUCGGCCAGUUUUUAAGAAAUGCGCAUCUUGGGCAAAUUCCAUUUGUGGAACACGAUGCUCCGAUUGCUGGAGCUCUG
Rhodamnia argentea is the source of this 1231-nucleotide messenger RNA. Its product is annotated as putative KHG/KDPG aldolase. Bases 25 to 912 code for a protein of 295 amino acids. NCBI's taxonomy places the organism in Eukaryota, Viridiplantae, Streptophyta, Magnoliopsida, Myrtales, Myrtaceae. The transcript has 10 exons. The record is from RefSeq and is a predicted model, not a curated record. Gene Ontology annotation, molecular function: lyase activity.